Messenger RNA from Danaus chrysippus (African queen), 246 nucleotides. NCBI's taxonomy places the organism in Eukaryota, Metazoa, Arthropoda, Insecta, Lepidoptera, Nymphalidae. The record is from the annotation of a GenBank genome assembly.
AUGUUGAUCAAAGUAAAGACUCUUACAGGUAAAGAAAUUGAAAUAGAUAUCGAACCUACAGAUAAAGUAGAACGUAUCAAAGAAAGAGUCGAAGAAAAAGAGGGUAUUCCUCCACAACAACAGCGACUUAUAUUUUCUGGAAAACAGAUGAAUGAUGAAAAAACAGCACAAGAUUAUAAAGUGCAGGGGGGAUCGGUGCUGCAUUUGGUGUUAGCUCUGAGAGGCGGCAAACAAGAUCUCCUGUGA